Morchella sextelata is the source of this 1377-nucleotide messenger RNA. RefSeq lists its product as uncharacterized. The record is from RefSeq and is a predicted model, not a curated record. NCBI's taxonomy places the organism in Eukaryota, Fungi, Ascomycota, Pezizomycetes, Pezizales, Morchellaceae. Gene Ontology annotation, cellular component: nucleus; cytosol; glycerol-3-phosphate dehydrogenase (FAD) complex. Bases 1 to 1377 code for a protein of 458 amino acids. Gene Ontology annotation, biological process: carbohydrate metabolic process; glycerol-3-phosphate catabolic process. The transcript is spliced from 4 exons. Gene Ontology annotation, molecular function: glycerol-3-phosphate dehydrogenase [NAD(P)+] activity; NAD binding; protein homodimerization activity.
AUGCCACUUCCCCCAUCAGCCUCUUCGUUGCUGUUCGGUUCAUCUGCUAUCGUCACCGCUACUACUACAAGUACAUCCACAGGCAGUGCCAUUGCUUCAAGGAGACUCGCCCAGUUAUCGCGAACCCUCACAAGUUCAGCAAGAAUGACGACUACUCCUACUCAAAAACACAGGGUGACCGUUGUGGGGUCUGGGAACUGGGGGAGUGCAAUUGCUAAAAUUGUAGCCGAAAAUACCAAAGCUAACCCUGAGCUUUUCCAUCCGGAGGUUAAGAUGUUUGUAUUUCCUUGCUAUUCUGAAGUUUCCUUGGACUUAGACCUGACCCGGACUUUCUCGGAGGACAGGUGGGUGUAUGAAGAGAAAUACCAACUGCCCUCAACUCAUUCUGCCUAUGAUCCAGCCAAACAUGCUGAGCCCCAAAAGCUCACAGCUUUAAUUAAUUCCCUUCACGAAAACGUCAAAUAUCUUCCUUCAAUUCCGCUACCCGAUAACAUUAUCGCAACACCAGAUAUUUGUGAUGCGGCCUCCGACGCAACUCUGUUGGUCUUCAACGUCCCUCAUCAAUUCGUAUCAAGCAUCUGUAACCAGCUUAAUGGGACUUGCCUUCCAUAUGCCCGUGCGAUUUCAUGCAUUAAAGGAGUAGAUGUGAGCCCCGAAGGUAUCUCACUAUUCUCAGAUACCAUUGGUAGGCGACUCGGUAUUUACUGUGGUGCGCUUUCCGGCGCAAACAUUGCGAACGAGGUUGCUGCUGAGAAGUUUUCUGAGACUACCAUCGCCUAUAACCCCCCGACAGGUCCAACUAAAGACUAUCCUAAUGGCCUUGAAGAGGUCCCGAAGGAACUACCAACGGUCGACCAUACACUCUUCAAGACCCUCUUCCAUAGGCCCUACUUCCACGUGCGCGUUGUUUCCGAUGUAGCUGGUGUCUCCCUCGGCGGCGCGUUGAAGAAUAUUGUCGCAAUUGCUGCUGGCUUUGUUGACGGUCUCGGCUGGGGUGAUAACGCUAAGGCUGCUGUAAUGCGUGUUGGACUUCUUGAAAUGCGUAAAUUCGGCAAGAUGUUCUUUUCUGAAAGCUGCAAAUCGGCCACCUUUACUGAAGAAUCAUGCGGUGUUGCGGAUCUGAUCACCUCGUGCAACGGUGGUCGAAACCACAAGUGUGCUAAACUCAGCAUUCAAAAGAAUAAACCUAUCGAAGAAAUCGAGGCCGAGGAACUGAAUGGGCAGAAGUUGCAAGGGACCAGCACCGCAAGUGAGGUCAAUGAGUAUUUGAAACGUAGGGGACUUGAAGCUGAGUUCCCUCUGUUCACCGCUGUUCACCAAAUUCUCAAGGGUGAAAAGAAGGUCGAACACCUUCCUGAGCUAAUUGAGAGAGUGUAA